AUGAAGACUGAGGAUGUGACUAGCAAUAUUAAAGUAACAGACUUCAAUAUCAUUAUAAUUAAUGACGAUGACGUUUACGAUGACGUUCACGAUGACGACGACGAUGACAGUGACGAUGACGAUGACGAUGGCGAUGACGAUGACAGUGACGAUGACGAUGACGAUGAAGAUGACGAUGAAGAUGACGAUGACGGUGACGAUGACGAUGACGAUGACGUUCACGAAGAUGAUGGCGAUGGCGAUGUGAUGACGAUGACGUUCACGAUGACGAUGGCGAUGGCGAUGACGUUCACGAUGACGAUGGCGAUGGCGAUUGACGAUGACGAUGACGAUGGCGAUGACGAUGACAGUGACGAUGACGAUGACGAUGAAGAUAACGAUGAAGAUGACGAUGACGGUGACGAUGACGAUGACGAUGACGUUCACGAAGAUGAUGGCGAUGGCGAUGUGAUGACGAUGACGUUCACGAUGACGAUGGCGAUGGCGAUGACUGACGAUGACGAUGACGAUGAAGAUGACGAUGAAGAUGACGAUGACGGUGACGAUGACGAUGACGAUGACGUUCACGAAGAUGAUGGCGAUGGCGAUGUGAUGACGAUGACGUUCACGAUGACGAUGGCGAUGGCGAUGACGAUGAUGAUGACGUUCACGAUGGCGAUGUGA
This is a messenger RNA of Vanessa tameamea, 663 nucleotides long. Its product is annotated as prostatic spermine-binding protein-like. The transcript has 4 exons. NCBI's taxonomy places the organism in Eukaryota, Metazoa, Arthropoda, Insecta, Lepidoptera, Nymphalidae. Bases 1 to 663 code for a protein of 220 amino acids. The record is from RefSeq and is a predicted model, not a curated record.